GCAAGUAUCAGGAAUAUCCAGAAGUCGACAAAAGUAUUCUAUACAGUUUACUGUUGUGUGACAAGUACACUGCUACUGUAAAUGGGGAGGCGUUCACGUCAAUAUUGAUAAAGAUACGAGAAAGGUAUUACCAAAGGAUUUCUCCGUCUGAUGAUGUUGAUGUGACAUCCCUUCAAGAUGAUGUUAUGGAAACCCAGAAUGGUGAGGUUACGUUUGUAUCAGACGACAUCCGACAUGACAUCAUGUACGCCUUUGUUACGGAGUGUCUGGUGGAGGACAGUGAUCUGGAGUUUUUCCUGACCACGGCGUCACGUGACGUGAUCUCAGAAUACUGCCGGUCCUGGAAUUAUAAGAGGAGUGAGGGAGAGAGAUGUCUGUAUUUACCGGACAGACCGGAGAAGAUGUACGACCUCUUCAUAGACAAACUACAGCUGGACAUCAUCACACACUGUACCGUGUCUGACAGGGGGAUUCAUGGCAGGAUCAGUAGACGUUUGAAAGUACCACGGGAAAUAUUGGAAUGGGACCAGAAAGCCAGGGAGCGGUACGUUCAGUAUGCCGAGAGAGGGGGAGUACAGGAAGUCCAUCAUGCCCGGGGGAUGAUUGUAGGAUGUGCUGGGGCGGGAAAAACAACACUACUGAAUCGUCUACUCAAGCGAAGUAUGAAGGAAAUAAGAAAGUUAAAAUCAACGAAAGGACUUGAGGUUCACGAGGAAAUAUUUGAAAUCUGUGAAAAGCGAGGAACAUUAAUAAAAGGUAGAAAUACAAAAGAAAUAAAUUUUACAAUUAUAAAUUCAAAAUUACAUGGGUCUAUGGCUGCAGUUAUUUUUUCAUUUUAA
Messenger RNA from Saccostrea cuccullata (small rock oyster), 839 nucleotides. RefSeq lists its product as uncharacterized. The transcript has 2 exons. The annotation marks the transcript as partial. The record is from RefSeq and is a predicted model, not a curated record. NCBI's taxonomy places the organism in Eukaryota, Metazoa, Mollusca, Bivalvia, Ostreida, Ostreidae.